Messenger RNA from Saprolegnia diclina VS20, 695 nucleotides. RefSeq lists its product as hypothetical. The transcript has a single exon. Bases 88 to 645 code for a protein of 185 amino acids. The record is from RefSeq and is a predicted model, not a curated record. Lineage: Eukaryota; Oomycota; Saprolegniomycetes; Saprolegniales; Saprolegniaceae. Gene Ontology annotation, molecular function: phosphatidylinositol binding.
GUGAUGGCUUCCUGCCGAACGCGCCCAGUCGAGUGACCCAACGUCCAACAUCAAAGCCUUCCAAAGAGUCCUUCACUUUUCCAUUGGAUGGCCGCUGCGCCAAUGCGCCGACAGCUCAGUUCGAGCAACCUCGACGACAUGUACAUCGUGCGCGGCCUCGAGGUCGCCAACUGCCGCAUCACGGGCACGAGUAUGGUCAAGCGCAAGGGCUUCCUCGCCAAGCAUUCGAUCGUCUACCACGUCAAGGUCAUCAACGGAAGCCACGUCUACGUCGUCGACUGCGUCUACGAGGACUUUGCGCGCUUCUACAAGGAGCUGCGGACAGCGCCCAAGGCAGCGGUAGCGUUUCUGCAGGCGAUUGCGGGGUUUCCGUGUCCCAAGAAAUCGCUCUUUGGCCACCGCGACGCGCUCGUCAUCAAGGGCAUGUGCGGGCAGUUGGAAAACCACUUGACCAACGUGCUUCGACUCUGCCGUAUCCACGGCGCCGCGCUGCCCGAGCUCAAGGAGCACAUCAACGCGUGCAUCCUCGAGUUUGUGACGCACCGCGACCCGAUCCACGCGCCUUUGGGCCGCUGCCACCCGGUGUUGAGCCCGCACACGGAGGCAGACUCGGUGCGCCGGUGCCUCUCGUCCACCGUGAUGUAGACCGUGGCCCAUUAUUUAUUAACAAUUCAACAUGAAUCGGCAACCAUCCA